Molecule: messenger RNA, 3864 nt
Organism: Diprion similis
Lineage: Eukaryota; Metazoa; Arthropoda; Insecta; Hymenoptera; Diprionidae
Gene: Kdm2
Product: jmjC domain-containing histone demethylation protein 1
Exons: 7
Coding region: 197-3148 (983 amino acids)
Biological process (GO): protein demethylation; regulation of transcription by RNA polymerase II
Molecular function (GO): transcription coregulator activity; histone demethylase activity; DNA binding
Source: RefSeq, a predicted model, not a curated record
UUCUCAAAAAUGGCUCCCCCCUUAUUUCGCGAUAGUGUAAUCAAAUAAAUGGUCGCAUUAAUAAACGCUCUAUCGCUCCUGACAUGUGAGAAUUGUACGAGUAAUCUGUCAAGAUUUAUCCGAAGACUGAUUAGGAUCAAGCAUGUGAGUGGGGCCCUGAGUAGCCGGUGAAUAUCAGUAAUACGUUUCCAGCAGCAUGUCGACAAUGGCCGAUGAAUCUACUUCCGUGCCGAGAAGGCGUCAAUUGCGUGAGAGGACCAAAAAGUUAUACACAGAUGAUUGGACACUGGGAGAUGAAGAUAUCGAAGGACGGAGAACUUUUCAGCUCGAUGAAAAGAUUGAGUGCGAACGAUAUGACUUGAGUAAUUUUAAUGGAUUAUUUCGUGAGAUGACGGGACCUGAAUUAACCCUGAGUUACCUACAAAAACAUGGUCUUGGGAUACCGUUAUUAUUCAAAGAAAAAACCGGACUAGGCUUGCGUGUGCCAAGUCCAAAUUUCUCAAUAAACGAUGUCAGAACCUGCGUAGGUUCCAAAAGAAUCUUGGAUGUAAUGGAUGUAAAUACUCAAAAAAAUGAAGACAUGACUAUGAAGGAGUGGCAGAGGUACUAUGAGGAGCCGAACAAGGAUCGCUUGCUGAACGUAAUAUCGCUGGAAUUUAGUCAUACAAGGCUGGAAAAUUAUGUGCAAUCUCCUACAGUAGUCCGUCAAGUUGACUGGGUGGACGUUGUUUGGCCGAGACAUUUGAAAGAGGCUCAGGUUGAGGCGACAAACCUGUUAGAAGAUAUGAUGUAUCCAAAAGUACAGAAGUAUUGUUUAAUGUCAGUGAAAGGCUGCUACACAGAUUUCCACGUCGACUUUGGCGGCACCAGCGUAUGGUACCACAUACUGCGAGGUGGUAAAAUAUUCUGGCUUAUACCUCCAACAGAGAAGAACUUAGCCUCUUACGAGCAGUGGGUACUGAGUGGGAAACAAUCAGAUGUGUUUUUUGGUGACAUGGUAGACAGAUGUGGGAGAAUUAGUUUGACUGCGGGAAUGACCUUAUUCAUUCCAACAGGAUGGAUUCACGCAGUUUACACACCUCAAGAUUCUCUCGUUUUUGGGGGUAACUUUUUACACAGUUUCGGCAUCGAUAAACAAUUGAAAGUUGCUCAAGUCGAAGAACAUACGAAGGUUCCACAGAAGUUUCGGUACCCAUUUUUCACAGAGAUGCUCUGGUAUGUGUUGGAACGAUAUGUUCACAUGCUGUUGAACAGAAGCCACCUAGAUAUUCAGGACGCAAACCAACAACCCCCGGCUACAAAGCUACAUGAACAUACACAUUUGACUCCAUUUGAAUUGCAUGGAUUGAAAGCAAUUGUAAUGUACCUGCAUUCUCUUCCGUCUACAAAGAAAAACGUUCCUGAACUAAUACGAGAUCCAGUAGCACUUAUUCACGAUGUUAGGUGCCUUGUUCAACAACAUAGACAUGAUAAUCCCGAUGCAGCUGUUACAGGAUACCCGGUACUGCCACCCCCUCCAACAAUGACAAUUGCAGACAGAGAGCGUCUACGAGCAACCAAAAAAAGUUAUACAAAGUUGCAACGGCAGCAAUCCCAAGACAAGUCUGAUGGCCUAAAAGAGAGCAAGCCAGGUGUUCCUCGGAGGAGGCGUACCAGAUGUAAAAAAUGUGAAGCAUGUACCAGGUCCGAUUGUGGGGAGUGCGCUUACUGCCAAGACAUGGUUAAGUUUGGUGGUACAGGAAGGGCUAAGCAAACGUGUCUUAUGAGGCAGUGUUUAAGACCAAUGCUCCCUGUUACAGCUGCUUGUAAGGUCUGCCGGCUGGAUGGAUGGAAACAGCAACCAGCACCACUUAUGGGAAAACCAACACCGUCAACGCCGUCAACGUUAAUGGAGUGUACGGUUUGCUAUGAUAUCGUACAUCCGGACUGUCUGGCAGAAUCCGGUCAAGGAGGAAUAGCUAGCGAAGAUCUUCCAAACAGUUGGGAAUGUCCACAGUGUUGUGAAAGCGGUCGACACUUGGACUAUAGACCUCGGCAUUUCAAAGCACGUGCUCGCAAGAUCUCUGUUUCAAGUGGAGCCUCAUCGGCCCCUACAACUGACUCUGAGCGAGCGACUACCCCAAGUAAACGAUCUAGACCAGACCCAAAUGAGGCCUGGAAUGAUCGGGAACCGGCCGAAGGUGAGCAACGCACAGCGUUGCGCACUCAGUUAGCUAUGCAGUUGACAGGAUCGACUAGUAAGUCGUUGAAACGGCCUCAUGUAGUAGUAAGGCCGUCGCAGUUACCCCCACCAUCCAAGCCUGGACCAGACUUCAACGGGCACACUUUAGCUUACGACAAAACAGUAAUGCUGGCUAUAUUUAGGUUUCUAAGCUUGAAAGAUUUAGCAAAUUGUGCUUUAGUGUGUCGUACAUGGGCCAGGUAUAGUGUAGAUCCUAGUUUACGGAAAAGAAUGGACGUGUCUCAUGCUCACUUGACCGCAGCCCACUUAACAGGCAUUGCUCGAAGGCAACCAGAAAAUUUAAACUUAAAUUGGACGAACGUCACUAAGAGGCAAUUAGCUUGGCUCCUAGACAGAUUGCCUCAACUUAGAGUUUUAUCAUUACAAGGUUGCAUUUGGUCGGGCAUAUGCGCCCUUAAGACUUGUACGUGCCCUCCGUUAGUUAGUCUUGACCUAGGUCACGUCUCAGGUUUAAACGAUUCCAGUUUGAGAGAAGUCUUAAGUCCUCCGGCUGACUCCAGACCUGGUUUAAUAGACAAAACGUCACGCUUAAAGCACUUGAAAAGUCUUUCAUUGGCUGGUUGCGAUAUAACUGACAUAGCUCUCAGAUAUAUUGUGCAACAUUUACCGUAUAUUGAAAUUCUGGAUCUAUCAUCUUGUGGACGAGUUUCAGACGCUGGAGUCGCCCAGCUGACUACUGCUCCAGCACAAACCCUGUCCAAUUUAGUUUCUCUAAAUUUAUCGAACUGUAGGCUACUAACAGAAGCCAGUCUUGAUCACCUCGGGAGGUGUAAAGCGCUUAAACGGUUAGACCUACGGCACACUACACACGUUUCUACGCAAGCUGUCAUAAAGUUUGCUGCAAAAAGUGUACACAAUUUACAUGUGACUGAUGUUAAGCUAGUUGAAGAAAAAGUAAGUAAGUAAUUGUGUCUGUAAUUCGUAACAUAAAUAUUCAACGUAUUUUACGCUUCUGAAAUUCUAUUCAAGAAAAGUAAAAGAACUGUCACACAUGAUUUGUGUAUCCUAAAUCACCAGUACUAUAAAUUCUAUGUGAAAUGCUUACAACAUUUUUUUUUAAUCUAAGAAUAACAGCAAGUUUGCUCUUAAUAAGCUUUUUCGUAAUCAUCUAAGCAUCUUAAUCACAAUAUUAUUUGGCUAUUUUAUCGCUGUGAGAUAUUAAAAGUAUUUCGUACUUGUACUUUUAUUUAGUUUAAUCAGUGAAAAAAUAACUUAUCUUUGCUUUCUGGAAAUUAUUAUUUACCAGUUUGCAAAAAUUUUUGAAAGUUGAACAUCCCAAUGAGCAUUGAUUGCUCUGAUGCUAUAAAUAAUUAUGAAAAAGCUGGCUAGUUAUUUGAUAGGAGAGGUACCUAUUACACCUGGUCCAUGAAAGCCUCUGUUGCGUGCAAUGUAUUUCUAUGACAUGAAGAUUUAAAAGUGAAAAAAUUAAGUAACUACAGCGGGAUAUGACCGUAAAUCGAUACGCAAAUACUUAUUUAUACAAAGUGUGAUCAGUAGACUGUAAUUAACGAACGUAAAAUUUAUGUUCAAACUUACAUAUUAAGGUAUCGAACCGUGAUAUACAUAUAAUUACGUUGUAUUUAUUGUUUAUAUUAGAAACUUGAAACGUAUUACGCCAAGAA